Heterostelium album PN500 is the source of this 576-nucleotide messenger RNA. RefSeq lists its product as uncharacterized. The record is from RefSeq and is a predicted model, not a curated record. The transcript is spliced from 4 exons. NCBI's taxonomy places the organism in Eukaryota, Evosea, Eumycetozoa, Acytosteliales, Acytosteliaceae. Bases 1 to 576 code for a protein of 191 amino acids.
AUGGGUUUAUUGAUUGUACCUAUUGCAUUAUUAGUUGUAUCUUUUACAAGACCAUGGUAUCAAACAAAACUGGAUAGUGGUGAAAAGUUAAUUUACAAUUAUAAAACUAUAAAGAUUGAAGAUCAACCAUAUAAAAACUAUACUGUUUCCUUUUCAGUUCCUUUCGAUGACAAGACAGAUCUCAUUCAUAGUUUGAAAGUUUUUCAAUCUACCUUUGUUUUUGCUAUCAUGGCUUGGUGUAUGCAUGUCAUUGCAGCAGGUUUCAUUCUAGUCGGAUUGUUUGGUAAACUACCAGAGAUGCUUCACUUGGUACCAAAGAUCGUUGUACCAGUUGCAUUGGGAUUCACUCUCAUCUCGCUGUUCAUAUUUCUAGGUCUGCCAAAGGCAAUCGAUAUCGAUUGCAGCAACAACGAUAACUUUGGAGCUCUCUGUUUGCCACUGGGUCAACGUGACAAAUUGGUAGGUUCGAGUGACGGUUCUAAAUGGGGACCACUCGAAGGAUGGGCAACUGUUGUUGCUUCAUCUGCAUUUAGUUUGGGUGCAACAGUUGUAACUUUAGUCUUCCAAAAAUUCUAA